Bipolaris sorokiniana ND90Pr is the source of this 1312-nucleotide messenger RNA. RefSeq lists its product as uncharacterized. Lineage: Eukaryota; Fungi; Ascomycota; Dothideomycetes; Pleosporales; Pleosporaceae. The coding region runs from base 103 to 897 and encodes 264 amino acids. The record is from RefSeq and is a predicted model, not a curated record. The transcript has 2 exons. Gene Ontology annotation, cellular component: proteasome core complex.
ACCCAAAACCAGAAUCGCCGGCCGACUGAGAUACGACGCUCUUAACCACUCACACAUAAUCUCUUUGUACCUCUUGUCCAGUUCCAAUCCCUAGAUAACGCAAUGGCUGCACUCUACACAGGUGCACCUCCACAAGGCGGCCCAGGCUACUCGUUCAAGCAAACCCCCACAACUGUCUCAUCCGGCGAGCGGCAACAUGGUUUUUACCCGUACACCGACAACGGCGGCUCAACGCUGGGCAUCUCCGGCGCCGACUUCGCCAUCCUCGCCGGCGACACACGCUCGACAUCCGGCUACAACAUCAACACACGCUACGCACCCAAGCUCUUCAAGAUCGGCGGCGAAGGCUCCGACAGCAAGGGCGCCAGGAUAGUCCUCUCAGUCGUAGGCUUCGCAGCCGAUGCCCACGCCCUCAAGGAACGCCUCGACACCAUCGUCAAGAUGUACAAGUACCAGCACGGCAAACCCAUGACCGUCUCGGCAUGUGCACAGCGACUCAGCCACAUUCUAUACAACAAGCGCUUCUUCCCUUACUACGUACACGCUAUCCUGGGUGGUUUGGAUGAAGACGGCAAGGGCGCCCUGUACUCGUACGAUCCCGUCGGCAGCUACGAGCGCGAACAAUGUAGGGCAGCCGGUGCGGCUGCAUCCCUCAUCAUGCCUUUCUUGGACAAUCAGGUCAACUUCAAGAACAUGUACGAGCCCGGUAGCGGAGUGGGCCACGAACUCAAGUCGAAACAAGCAGAGCCGCUGCCUAGGGACCACGUCGAGGAUCUGGUGCGGGACGCUUUUACGAGUGCUGUUGAGAGACACAUUGAGGUUGGUGACGGGUUGCAGAUGAUGAUUAUCACGAAGGAGGGCAUAGCUGAGACCUACACCCCGCUCAAGAGGGAUUAAGGGCUUGGUUUUAUGGGUGAGGAGGGGUAUAUUCACGAACAUGAUGACUUUAAGAGUGCAGAGCAACAUGUACGAAUAAACAUAGCACUUGCUACUUUAGAUGAUGAUCAGGGCCUAGUCAUUCUACCAAUUACAAGGCUGGUUCAGUACCACUUUGCUCCAACCUUUCUGACGACUCGCACGGGUUUCUUUUUUCCUUUUCCAGGCCGUUCAGUGUACCGACUGCGGAUAAAGGCCAUUGUGGCAUAUCCAUAUGUCGUAGGCACUCAUUUGAGAAGACGUAGUAAGUAGGUUUGCUAACGCAAAUGUACAGCUGCAUCGUUCAUUCGUAUGCAGACAAGCGGUACAGCUCCACUUCUUGUUAAUAAAGCACUUGAUCAUAUAGUAGGGUUAUCACAAGACAUCGGAUCUCAGA